Molecule: messenger RNA, 999 nt
Organism: Letharia columbiana
Lineage: Eukaryota; Fungi; Ascomycota; Lecanoromycetes; Lecanorales; Parmeliaceae
Exons: 2
Coding region: 1-999 (332 amino acids)
Biological process (GO): endoplasmic reticulum to Golgi vesicle-mediated transport; protein retention in ER lumen
Cellular component (GO): endoplasmic reticulum; cis-Golgi network; membrane
Molecular function (GO): ER lumen protein retrieval receptor activity
Source: RefSeq, a predicted model, not a curated record
AUGAAUGUGUUUCGUAUAUUGGGCGAUUUGUCCCAUACAGCUUCUAAAUGUAUCUUGAUCUGGGCAAUACACGACAACCAGAGCGCCGAAGGUGUAUCAUUGAUUACCCAGAUGCUCUACGUUGCUGUUUUCAUCACACGCUACCUCGAUCUCUUCUGGACUCCGCCUUUUGCCUCUAUAUGGAACUUCAUUCUGAAGAACUUCUAUAUCCUCUCUUCACUCUACAUCAUAUUUCUCAUGAUGAAAAUCUAUGCCCGGACGCGGGAAAGAGAAAAGGCGUGGAGAUUAGGGGCAUAUUGUUUGGGGGGGUCAGUGCUCCUGGCGCCCAUCGCCACAGCCAUUGCCCAAAAGAAAGAUUUCAGCUUUUUUGAGAUGCUAUGGACAUUCUCGAUCAUACUGGAAUCAGUUUGUGUUAUACCCCAACUUCUUCUGCUCCGACAAACGACCGUGCCAACAGUCAUCGAUUCCUUCUACCUUCUCACGCUUGGGUCAUACCGAGCGUUCUACAUACUGAAUUGGAUCGUACGCCUAGCAUCUUCUGAGCAUCAUUUCGAAUGGCGGGCAGUACUCUUCGGAAUAAUACAAACGGCUUUCUAUGUCGACUUCGCAUGGGUGUAUUGGACGCGGCAAAGGGUCAAGCUCCGAAAUGGUGGUGUCGUCGACUCUGAUGAUCUCAGUCGAGGCUUUCUGGUUAGCAGGAUACUGGGUCGAGGAGAUGCAAGCAUGGACGAUGAGGAGAGGGGCGCAGUGGAUGGAGUGAGGAAUAAUGGCAGCGCAGAAGCAUCAAAGAAAGGAGGCAACUGGGGGCCAAGAGGUAUCUCUGUAUCUGCAGAUGAGGACGUGAUGGAUCAAACACGAGAACCGGAAGGAGACUCCGGCUCGAAGGAUGAUGGAUUAGCUGGACUGGUAGAGGAAGAUAACAGCGAGGAUGAGAUAUGGAGCUCCGCCCAAGACACCAACGGCAGACUGGAUGAUAACAACACGUAUGCGCGGAAAUGA